This is a messenger RNA of Neurospora crassa OR74A, 1580 nucleotides long. RefSeq lists its product as hypothetical. The record is from RefSeq and is a predicted model, not a curated record. The transcript is spliced from 4 exons. Lineage: Eukaryota; Fungi; Ascomycota; Sordariomycetes; Sordariales; Sordariaceae. Gene Ontology annotation, biological process: protein secretion; intracellular transport. The coding region runs from base 309 to 527 and encodes 72 amino acids.
CUGAAGCUGUGCGCGCCCCGGGGCGUGAGACUGCUGAGCGGCACCCCUAACAACGCUGAAAGUUCAGUGUGGCAUUUCGCAGCCUCGCGGGCCUCUUUUGCCCUGGAAGCCGUGGAAGGAGCUAUGACACCCUGGCCUCCACAAUCACCACUGACUACACCUACGUAACCACCAACACGGCAAGUUUACGACACCUCCACCCGCGAUAUCCACGGCAAGGACGACGAGCGAGCGACGAGACCUGGACGCGUCUCCAAAUAACGAGAAUUUCUUUUCCCCGACAGCCUCAUCAUAUCAAAGCGCCCACCAUGACCGCGCUCUUCAACUUCCAAUCCCUCCUUCUAGUCAUCAUCCUCCUCGUCUGCACCUCGACAUACAUACAUCAGAUGUUCCCCGCGAUCCUCGACCGGAACAAGGAUGGCUUGAUGGGCAUCUUCUGGAAGUGCGCAAGGAUAGGCGAGCGGCUGAGUCCGUAUGUUAGCAUAUGUUGUAUCUUCAUGGCGUUCUCCAUGCUUGUUGGCAACUAAAUCAUUCUUUCCCUUGUUACCUCGACACGAAUACACGUUUUUAUAAUGCUUGGCGCUUGUCAACUACGUGGUACUGCGCCUUUUAAUCAUAACUUUGGAGUUGCAGGAGUAUAUGUUCACACUGGGUUUCCACUAAAAGGAAAAAAAAUGGAGAGAAGAGCAUCGGAGAAAGCGACAGCCCCGGCGACAUAAGGAUAGACAGUUUUCUGGACGCGGGACAACAAGGCCGACAAAUUCAAAGGAAGUACUUCAAAGUGAAACAGGCGGAUGGCAAUCAGGCAAUGGAGGACAGCACUGGAGAUGACGAUCUGGCGUGCUCGGGGACACCGACACUUUGCGACUAUCGACGCCCAGAACUCAGCACACCCGGCCAAUCCCUCUCGGUAAAGCGAGAUCGACAGGGUCUUUGUGGGACUUGGAAGCAGCGGACGCCCUAUCGACAAUGCUGGACUCCAUGAUUUUACCGAGAUGGGACCCGAGCGAGCUGAGCUUCGGAUUGCCGGUUUACGACUGUUCUAGACGACUGGGCAAGGCUCGACAGUACGAAAAGAGAUAUGGGAUCAUCGUGGCUGAGAUAUCACUAGUGGAUCACAUGGCAUCAAACUGGUUUCGCCUGGCCAACAUCGCAGAGGGUUCCACGCUCUUGUAGCGGUCACCGGUUUUUGUGUCUGGCUUGCUGGGUUGAGCACGGUCACGAGGUAGCUAAACACCUGGCCUUCGGUCAGUUCAAGAAGGUUCUGGUAUGGUUCUCAACAGGCUGCGGCUAGACUAUCAAGGUUGCGGAUCCUUCAUUAGACUUGGGCGGGAUGUCCUAGACGAUCACCGCGCCAUAUCCCUUUCUUUGAGAGACCAAAUGAAGAGACAAUGAUGCAUUCAAGACCCCCAAUGUCCAAGGUUGGUAGCUAAACAGGGUGUCUGCAAAAAAAAUGUGUCCUCUUCGGCGACUUGUUCCGGUCAUGGCUGCUGAUGUAACUUCUCCGCGACAAAGAAUGUUAGAUCGAAAUGAGGCUGUUCACGUGUUCUUUUUGCUCGCGGAUGUCCUUUCCUCGUAAC